This is a messenger RNA of Saccostrea cuccullata (small rock oyster), 1753 nucleotides long. RefSeq lists its product as uncharacterized. Gene Ontology annotation, molecular function: tumor necrosis factor receptor binding. Gene Ontology annotation, biological process: immune response. The transcript has 3 exons. Gene Ontology annotation, cellular component: membrane. The coding region runs from base 93 to 473 and encodes 126 amino acids. NCBI's taxonomy places the organism in Eukaryota, Metazoa, Mollusca, Bivalvia, Ostreida, Ostreidae. The record is from RefSeq and is a predicted model, not a curated record.
GGUGCUUCAACAGGAAACACUGCUUUAGAUGGAGUGAUCCGGAGUCUAUAUAUUCAUCCACUUUUGACUACAUCAGAGAUAACGCCUAUAAUAUGCCCGUAGCAAUUAAAGUUCGCAGUCCAGGAAUAUAUUUAGUAUAUGCUCAAGUAGCAGUCAACGGUCCAGAGCAAGGGUACGAGCCAUCUGUAGGAUUUGAAACAGUGCUGGUUCAUAAUGGAACUGAAAAGACCUUGAUAAAAAGUUACAUAACGCAGGAUAAUAGAGGUCAGGCAUAUUACGAUAGAAGAGCUGGAGAGCAUCCAUUUGACACAAUGAAUCAUAUGGGGAUGUUUAAACUUGAAUGUGAUGACUAUAUUAUGAUAAGGCCAAUUGGAGACCCAACAUUCAUCUAUACGAACACAGAAGCCUCGUACUUUGGCGUUGUUCAGAUCAAUCCUGCGAGAAGUAUACUAUAUGGUGAUUACAGCUGUUAACACCACCUACUAAGAAUGACAACUCUUAUUUUGUCUGUAUUCAAAUAUGAUAAUAGCAUUUCGUUCCCUUGUACCGUAAAACUCAGUUAUAGCGAAAUCCUAAGGAACUGUGAAUUUAAUUCUCUAUAUAUCCGUAAUUCUUUAUAUCCGUGUAACGAAUUCGUAUAACUCUAUCUAUAGAGAAUUCGCAAUAUGCAUGUUUUCCUUCAAGUAUUACUAACGAAUAUCUUGGAAAAGAAAAAAAUAUUACAAAACAUGCCUUGGGUAACUAAUGUUUUAUUAUGAAUUGAAUUUUAUUAUACAAAUACUUCAUGAAAAUAAAGUCAGUUCAAUUUAUCCAACUGUAAGAUAUUUGAAAAUUCGUUAUAAAAGAUGUAAAUUUCAUUAUACCAAUAUUUUACUUCUACGGGACUAAAAAUCAGUUCGCUAUAUCCGUAAAUUCGUUAUAUCGGAGUUCGUUAUAACUGUUAAAUUUUACAAGCACAUCUUAUUCCCAAAUUAAUGCGUAAAAUAAAUAUUGUCUAAUUAAUACUUAUAUCUGUCUGAUAAUGUUCUCCAUCAAGUGAUUAUUGUUAUCACUGUUUUAAAGAUAACAAUCUUUUCUAAGUGGUACUUAAACCACUUAUCAUUUCAGCUCUAAACAUGGAAUAUAUAGGGUUCUGUAAGUGGACAGUUUUUAAUACGCCCAGUACAAGAUUGUUUCUAAAACUACUUUUUUUUUAAAAAAUGGCGAGUAUAAAUUUGAUUUGGCUGAUCACAUGUCGUUGUCGUACAGAUUUAUUCUUCAAGACACGUUCUAUCAGGGCUUUUAGUAAUUUAUUUUAUUGCAAGGGAUUAAAGCUCUUUCCCAUGGUGUUUUGUUUAAUCAUAUAGUUAAUACUGUAUAUAUAAAAUAUAUUUGUUGGGGGUUCCACUGAACCGUUUUAUUUUUUAAGCAAGGCCAGAUUUAGGUCAUUAUGUUUGCAGCAAUUGGUGUAAAAGAGUAUUUCAGACGAUAAUACCAAAUUAACAUAAUCAAAUUAACAAAAACAGAUAUUGAAUACUCAAAGUUUCCUCUAUUUUUCAAAUUUCUUAAUAUUAUUAGUUUUUAAAAUACCCUUUGUGUAUCUAAUUUUUUUUUUAUUUAUUUUACGUAUGUUAAAGUAGUCAUAUAGAGAUACAAAUGAUAUGAAAAGAGUUCUAACCGUUUAUGUAGAGAGGAGAAACAGUUUUUACUUAUUUUUUGCUCAUAUCUGUUUUGAAAAUCGAUGCUUUCAAAAGCUAACAAUUUUAUUUUUUUU